This is a messenger RNA of Amoebophrya sp. A25, 833 nucleotides long. NCBI's taxonomy places the organism in Eukaryota, Dinophyceae, Syndiniales, Amoebophryaceae. The record is from the annotation of a GenBank genome assembly.
CUUGAGUUUGCUGUUUAUCCUGUCAUCCUCUCUUCUUCUCUGCUAGUAUUGUCUGCACGGAAGAGCAGAAAACACCAAGAUGAGCAGCUCUUCGAAUCGUGCUGCCAUUGUCGGACGGCCCUACUUUUGGGGCAGGGAUCCGCACGACGGUAUGAUUUCCGUAGUGGCGUACGUACACGGCUCUUUCUUAAUCGUGUUCCACCUUCUCGGCGGACUCUACGCUCCCAGCGGAAACGGAGUUUUCCUGUAUUUUGGGCUCAAUGUCGGUCCAACCUCCUCCUCUUCAUCAUCAGGGGUACUUGCGAAUCCGAAUGGUAAACCGGCUUUAAGCGGGUACUCGAACUUGGAGAAUUAUGGCGGAAUUUUAACAGUUCUGCUAACUCAUACUUUGUUAGGCAUGCUGGGCUCUUCUUAAAUGGCUUUUGCGGAUCCUCCCGAAUUCUUGGUUGUGGAGAGUAGAAGCAGAUGAAAUAUGUUCAUUCUCAGGAUUCGAGAAAGCACAAGAUAGUAGGAGUUCCAGUAGAAGAAUCCGGAAAAGUCCCCCUACAGUUGCUAUUUCUGAGGAUAUGUAUAUGUAUCUAACCGCCUAUCCUAAGAAAAGUAACUGAUGUUGCCGUCUCCCUCAUGAUUAUGAUAAAUAUCGGUUUUCGACGCCGAUCUUAUCACAAAAGCUGCUGUGCAAGGGAACGCGGUCUAUCAUUUUCUUCACUUGGUAUUCCAUGGACGGAAUGUCAUUGAAGGAGGACAUCAUGGAUCCGGGGUCUUGAUUCAUUUCUAAUCCAGAUUUUCUUGAGCACGGUGGAUUCAGAUCCUUGCUGGUAAGAUCAUGCAAC